AUGACUUCAACCGAUAACUACCUGGCCAUCCCGGGCUCCGUGGCCUUCUCCCGUUCUCGUGGACAUGCUGUUGCUGCCAGCAUUGGUGUCCAGGAUGUUCGAGCCCAGUGGAUUCACUAUGUGCACACCACCCAACCGUUGGACGAGCCACAGCGUGCCGUGCUUGAGCAAUUGCUCCGGUACGGUGAUAUUACGGACGUCCCUCCCACCUUCGAGUCCACCGACGGUCAAUUCGAUACCUUCUACAUCUUCCCACGCACCGGUACCAUUUCGCCGUGGAGCUCCCAGGCAACAGGCAUUUCGCACGUCUGUGGCCUGCAGAAGUACGUCAAGAGGAUUGAGCGGGGUAUGAAGAUUUCCUGCCUUCGGAACAGUGCGGAGGAUUACAAGUCGGAUUAUAUGGAUGUCCUCCAUGAUCGGAUGACUCAAAUCAUCGGUAACGAUGAGCCCGAUCUGAAGCUGAUGUUCUCCGAGCACGCUCCCCAACCCCUCAAGACCAUCUCCCUCCAGGGCGGCACCAAGUCCCCCAAGGAGAUUCUUCAAGAGGCAAACAUCGAGCUGGGUCUGGCCCUGGACGAAUCAGAGAUCGAUUAUCUGGCUGAGGCAUAUGGCCCCAACGGCGCCAUUGCUCGUGACCCCACUGAUGUCGAGCUGUUCAUGUUUGCUCAGGUCAACUCGGAGCACUGCCGACACAAGCAGUUCAAUGCUUCCUGGGUGAUCGAUGGCAAGCCGAUGCCCAACAGCCUUUUCGCCAUGAUCCGCAACACACACAAGAAGCACCCGGAUCACACCGUCAGUGCCUACAGUGACAAUGCCGCCGUGCUGGAGGGUCCCGAGGCCGCUUUCUGGGCCCCCAACCCAACCACCGGAGAAUGGAUGCACACCAAGGAAGUCGUUCACUUUUUGGCCAAAGUUGAAACUCACAACCACCCCACUGCUGUCUCGCCCUACCCUGGCGCAGCUACCGGAUCCGGUGGAGAGAUUCGUGACGAGGGAGCCGUCGGUCGUGGAUCGCGCCCCAAAGCUGGGCUCUCUGGCUACUGUGUGUCUGAUCUGUUGAUUCCGGACCUGAAGCAGCCUUGGGAGCUCGAUGUGGGCAAGCCGAACCAUAUUGCCAGUGCCUUGGACAUCAUGAUGGAGGCACCCAUUGGCAGUGCUGCCUUCAACAACGAGUUCGGUCGCCCUUGCAUCGGUGGAUACUUCCGUACUUUACUCACCGAGAUUGAUGUCGGCAAUGGCGAGAAGGAAGUGCGAGGAUACCACAAGCCCAUCAUGAUUGCUGGUGGUGUCGGCACUGUCCGCCCUCAACAUGCCAUCAAGCACCCCGAGGUUGUCAAGCCCGGUGCUUUCCUCGUUGUACUCGGUGGACCCGCUAUGCUUAUUGGUCUUGGAGGUGGUGCUGCUUCCAGUAUAGCUUCUGGUGAAGGAUCCGCCGACCUCGACUUUGCCAGUGUUCAAAGAGGCAAUGCUGAAGUCCAGCGGAGAGCCCAGGAGGUUAUUAAUGCCUGUGUGGCCAUGGGAGACAACAACCCCAUCAAGUUCAUUCACGAUGUCGGCGCUGGUGGUUUGUCCAACGCGCUCCCCGAGCUGAUUCACGACUCAGGCUUGGGUGCUACCUUUGAGCUUCGUGAGAUUGACAACACCGACCGCAGCAUGAGCCCCAUGCAAAUCUGGUGCUGUGAAGCCCAAGAGCGCUAUGUCAUGGCUGUUGGUGAAGACAGCAUGAACAAGUUCACUGCUAUCGCCCAGCGCGAGCGCUGUGGCUUCUCCGUUGUUGGCCGCGGAGGUGGCACCUCCGAGGAGGAGAAGAGACUCAUUCUCCUCGACCGCGAGUCCAAGGAAUACCCAUCCCCCAUUGACCUGCCUCUGUCCGUUCUCUUCGGAAAGCCCCCGCGCAUGACCCGAACUGUCGAUUCGCGGAAGCUUAAGCUGCCCGCCGUCGACUCCAGCCUCACCAAGUAUCUUCCAUCUCUUACCUCCAAGGUGGAGCUUGUUGAUGAAGCCGUCAAGAGAGUCUUGUCUCUGCCCGCAGUUGGCUCCAAGUCUUUCCUGAUUACCAUCGGUGACCGCACCGUCGGCGGUCUCACAGCCCGUGACCAGAUGGUCGGCAAGUGGCAGACUCCCGUGUCGGAUGUUUCCGUCACUGCUACCUCCCUGGCUCAGGGUAUGAAGACCGGUGAGGCUUUCGCCAUGGGUGAGAAGCCUACCCUGGCUUUGAUUUCCGCGGCUGCUUCUGCUCGCAUGGCUGUUGCUGAGUCCCUCAUGAACUUGGCUGCCUCUGAUCUUGUGGAGCGUCUCAGCCAAGUGAAGCUCUCAGCAAACUGGAUGUGUGCUGGUAGCCACCCUGGUGAGGGAGCUGCUAUUUACGAGGCCGUUGAGGCUAUUGGCUUAGACCUUUGCCCGAAGCUUGGCAUCAGUAUCCCCGUAGGCAAGGACUCUAUGUCCAUGAAGAUGAAGUGGAAGGACGAGGCUUCCAACGAGGCCAAGGAGGUCACUGCCCCCAUGUCCCUUGUCGUCUCUUCCUUCGCCCCCGUUGGCGAUAUCAGCAAGACCUGGACCCCAGCUCUUCGCAGAUUCGAAGACGUUGGUGAGACUGUCCUCAUGUUUGUCGAUCUCUCGUUCGGCCGCAAGACCCUUGGUGGAUCCGCUCUUGCCCAGGUUUUCAACGAAGUUGGUGCCGAGUGCCCCGACGUUCGUGACGUUGAUAUCCUGCGCGACUUCUUCGAUGCUACUCAGCAACUCCAGGAAUCCGGAAUUGUCCUGGCCUACCACGACCGCUCCGAUGGUGGUCUUCUGACUACCCUUGUCGAGAUGAUGUUCGCUGGCCGUUGCGGUGUUGAGAUCAUGCUCGACAACAUUUGCUCCUCUUUCCACACCCAAGAUGUCAUCGAGUCCCUCUUCAACGAAGAGCUCGGUGCUGUCUUCCAGGUCCGCAAGGAGCACGAGAUCCAGUUCCGCUCAUGCUUCGCCACCUGCGGUCCUCCUCCUGGUCUGAUUCACAAGAUCGGACGAGUCUCUGAGCAACCCAAGCAGAAUCUUGUGAUCUACCACAAGGCCUCCCUUGUCUACCGCAACACCCGUUCCAACCUCCAGCAAACCUGGGCCAAGACCUCCUACCACAUGCAGAAGAUGCGUGACAACGCCGACUGUGCCGAGCAGGAGUAUGCCAACAUUCUUGACGAUGCAAACGCUGGUCUCUCGUGGAACCCUACCUUUGACCCCAAGGACAAGGGCUUGCCCAUGAUGACCAGCCUUUCCCAGUACUCUCCCUUCGCCAACAAGCCUCGCGUUGCCAUUCUUCGCGAGCAGGGCGUUAACAGUCAAGCCGAGAUGGCCUUUGCCUUCAACACCGCUGGCUUCUCCGCCGUCGAUGUUCACAUGACCGACAUCAUUUCUGGCCGUGUUUCCCUUGCCAGCUUUGCCGGUCUCGCGGCCUGUGGUGGUUUCUCAUACGGUGACGUCUUGGGUGCCGGUCAGGGCUGGGCUAAGUCUGUUCUGCUGCACGAGAACACCCGCAAGGAGUUCCAAUCCUUCUUCGAGCGACCCGAUACCUUCGCUCUGGGUGUCUGCAACGGUUGUCAGUUCCUGUCUCGUGUCAAGGAUCUGAUCCCGGGUGCCGACUACUGGCCUAGCUUCGAGCGCAACACCAGCGAGCAAUACGAAGGCCGUGUCUGCAUGGCCCGCAUCUCCGACCCCGACCCCUCCAACCCCAGUGUCUUCUUCCACGGUAUGGAUGGUACUUCGCUCCCUAUUGCCGUUGCUCACGGCGAGGGUCGUGCCUCCUUCGCCGGCUCCCGGGGUAUCUCGGCCUCCGACUUCGUUCGCGAGGGUCUUGCCCCCGUUCGCUUUGUCGACAACAACUCCCUCAAGCCUACCAUGAAGUAUCCCUUCAACCCCAACGGCUCUCCCGAGGGUAUUGCUGGUAUUCGCAGCCCUGACGGUCGUGUUUUGGCCAUCAUGCCUCACCCCGAACGUACUGUUAUGAACGGCAUUGCCAGCUGGCUUCCCCCGAACGCCGAGAACUGGGGCGAUAUUGGUCCUUGGGGACGUAUCUUCUACAGCGCCAGACGCUGGGUCGGCUAA
This is a messenger RNA of Penicillium canescens, 4083 nucleotides long. RefSeq names its product phosphoribosylformylglycinamidine synthase. The record is from RefSeq and is a predicted model, not a curated record. NCBI's taxonomy places the organism in Eukaryota, Fungi, Ascomycota, Eurotiomycetes, Eurotiales, Aspergillaceae. The coding region runs from base 1 to 4083 and encodes 1360 amino acids. Gene Ontology annotation, molecular function: phosphoribosylformylglycinamidine synthase activity. The transcript has a single exon. Gene Ontology annotation, biological process: 'de novo' IMP biosynthetic process.